AUGCUGAAGGACUCCAUCCAAAUUUCACAAAGACGUCAAUUGAACAUCGCUAAUAUGAGGGAUUUCAAUAAGAAGACGCCAUGGACCAGAGUGUUCAAGGCAUGCGAAAGCUGCCGACAACGGAAAGUGAAAUGCGACGGGGCCCGGCCCUGUCAUUCGUGUAUUAAGCACUCGACUCCUUGCAUUUUCCGCAAGAGCGCUAGGAGGCAGCUCGGAAACUCAAAACAGGUAUUGCCGGCCGCUCAGAGCGUUGAGGAGAGUAUAUCACCGGAUAGCGAUAGUUGCACUUCCCAAUCUACACGAUCAUGGAACGCGCAACAACGCAGUGAUCUGCGAUACGUUUUGCGAGCUCCCAAAACAAGUGAGGGCCGUUCGGGGCGAGGAAAAAUCACCAGAAUCUUCGGUCCGACGUCUCCCGUCGCUGUGCUCAAUCUGAUAUUGGACUUGAUCGCCGAAUCGUACGGCUCUCACCACCAUAACCUGACAGAAGGAUCGCCGAUUAGACAACAUAUAGAUGUUCAGGAGUACCUUCGCCAGGCAUUUGCCACAAAUGAUGUUCUCUGUUCACCAUCGUUGAACCUUAGCCCGCCAGGCCCGUUAGACACAGUCCCUGUUCAGGUUCAGAGUCUUCUUCUCGAGCGAUAUAUCAAAACUUCUUGGAAAAUCCUCCCAUUUCAAUCCCCUGACAGUCUCCGUUCAUGUCUUUCAAGGCUUUCUUACCAGCCAAUCUCGCAGGAUGAGGAUAAGGCUCGUCGCUCGAUUAUGUUUCCUCUACUUGCCAUUGGGUCAAUCACUACCGGCCAUGGGAACAUUGGAGAAAUGUUCAUUAGAGAGGCACAGAGAAACAAAGCAACGCCGCUCUACAUGGGUGACAUCCUCGCUUUACAGAGUGAUAUGCUCAUGAUAAGUGACUUCUCAUUCUUUAACUGUUGGGCAACUAAACUAACUGCCGCUAUCCACGCCCAGUAUCACACCGACUGCGGAUCGUUUGAAGUAGCAUGGAUACAGUUAGGCGAAAUAUUCGCGAAAUUUCUGGCAGCUGGAAUGGACAGCCCAACACGAUCAGCUCAAGAACAGGCCAUCAUCUCAGCGUUCUGCUGUACAGAAAGUUUAUUGUGCAUUGCUCUAGGCCGCAAAGCCGUGUUUUCUAGCAACCUGAAACAUUUACCGAAAAGCGAUAAAACAAUUAUUGGAUUCAUGCAUCCAUUCUUUCGCAUUCUUGCCGACAUCCAGAGCCUUUAUCAGCAACAAAACCUGGAUUUUAUAGAACUAUGGAGUGCUUUGCGCUCGCUUCAUCAGCGUCUUGAAAACUUCUGGCUAAUGGAAGACCCUUCCCAAGUCGCCCCAGAAGGAGAUGAACCGAAUAUGGGAACAGUGUUGUUCCAAUACUCUUUGAUCGUCCUAUACAGACCGUUCUUACUAAUUAAAGCAAUGGAGUCACUUCGUAACAUCAAAUCUGGUUCGAGUCUGCACUACACUUCUGAAGGAAGUGAAACAGCAGCAAUCAUAUCCGCAGCAUGCGAAUAUGCCAUUCGAGCUGCAACAAAGACCAUUAACUUCUUUUCCCGAUUAUACAAAACGAGCUUAAUACAAAAGAGUCUUCCUCUGAACGCGUUCUUCCUUGAAAAUGCUUGCUAUGCUCUACUCAUCGAUAGCUUAUGGGGUGACAGGAUGUCAUUGCAUUCGUCUCUCAUCCAUGCCUGUGUACAUGCUAUGGAACAGACACAGGAACAAAAGUUCACUUCAACGCGACUUCCCGUCAUUAAACAAGUUCUACAGAAAGCUGGAAUAAUUCAAAACCCCGACGAGUUGCUUCCAAAUUUCAUACUAUUGCAGUCUGGAGUCCCUUGGAUGAAUCAGUUUCUGGACAAUCAAUACGGCUUCCUAUGA
Messenger RNA from Aspergillus eucalypticola CBS 122712, 1890 nucleotides. RefSeq lists its product as uncharacterized. Gene Ontology annotation, molecular function: RNA polymerase II cis-regulatory region sequence-specific DNA binding; zinc ion binding; DNA-binding transcription factor activity, RNA polymerase II-specific. Gene Ontology annotation, cellular component: nucleus. Bases 1 to 1890 code for a protein of 629 amino acids. The transcript has 5 exons. NCBI's taxonomy places the organism in Eukaryota, Fungi, Ascomycota, Eurotiomycetes, Eurotiales, Aspergillaceae. The record is from RefSeq and is a predicted model, not a curated record. Gene Ontology annotation, biological process: positive regulation of transcription from RNA polymerase II promoter by galactose.